Messenger RNA from Anguilla rostrata (American eel), 6794 nucleotides. It is a transcript of the gene myt1lb, whose product is annotated as myelin transcription factor 1-like, b. The record is from RefSeq and is a predicted model, not a curated record. The transcript has 24 exons. Gene Ontology annotation, biological process: regulation of transcription by RNA polymerase II. Bases 400 to 4272 code for a protein of 1290 amino acids. NCBI's taxonomy places the organism in Eukaryota, Metazoa, Chordata, Actinopteri, Anguilliformes, Anguillidae. Gene Ontology annotation, molecular function: RNA polymerase II cis-regulatory region sequence-specific DNA binding; DNA-binding transcription factor activity, RNA polymerase II-specific; zinc ion binding. Gene Ontology annotation, cellular component: nucleus.
AUGCGUCCGUGAGCCCUCCCUCCCUCCCUCCCUCCCUCCUCCAGCGUUCACGCCGCCCCGGUUUUAGCGCGCGCCUCGAGUCCCGCGCGUGUGCGUGCGCGCGUGCUGUGUGUGUGCGCGUGUGUGUGUGUGUGUGUGUUUUUUUUUUUUCCUCCUCCGGCUCCCUCUUUGCGCUUCCUCCGCGCGGCUGCCCACGCGGGGUCCACGGACGUCUGGGGGAAAGCCGGCGGGCUGGAGGGCAGGACACCGAGCCGCCAGAGAGAGGGAAAAUGAAUUUGGAAGAGAAGUGGUGAACCGUUCGCUUUUUGGAGUACUAACAACCACUGGUGUUGCGGGGGGGCCUUGGAGGAAUAAAAGGUCUGGACCAAAGAGAAAUCGCACCCCAAAAAACUAUUUCAGAUGGAGGUGGAUGCGGACGGGAAGCGCCAUCGCACACGCUCCAAAGGUAUCCGAGGUACAUCUCCCGGAACCUGCAGCGGCCCUGCUCAGGCUGCCGUGGAACCAGCGAUACAAGAGCUGUUCAGCUGCCCGACGCCAGGCUGUGAUGGGAGUGGACACGUUAGCGGCAAAUAUGCAAGACACCGCAGUGUCUAUGGCUGCCCAUUGGCCAAAAAAAGGAAAACCCAAGACAAGCAGCCACUGGAGCCUGUUGCCAAGAGGAAGCCUUUACUGACUCGUUCGGACAACUCUUCCAUGGACGAGUGCUACGAGACGGACGGCACAGAGGAGAUAUACGAGAAGGAGGAGGAAGAAGAGGAGGAUGAGGAGGAAGACGAGGAGGAAUAUUCGGAGGACAAUGAAGAGCAGGUAGAGCCAGAGGAGGAGGGAGAUGUGGAGAGGGGGGAGGGGCAAGAGGCAGAGGAGGAGGUGGUAGAGGAAGAGGAGGAGGAAGAAGAGGAAGAGGAGGGUGACGGUGACGAGGAAGAGGAGGAAGAAGAGGAGGAAGAGGAGGAAGAAGAAGAAGAGGAGGAAGAAGAGGAGGAGGACUACGAGGAGCAGAACCAGGAGAAUGAGGACAAACAGACAAACGGCAGCUACGCGAAGUCCAGCCAGGGAGCAGAGAAGGACGACAACAACAAUGACGAGUACGACAACUACGACGAGCUGGUGGCCAAGUCGCUGCUGAACCUGGGCAAGAUAGCCGAGGACGCGGCCUACCGCGCCAUGACCGAGUCGGAAAUGAACAGCAACUCGUCCCACAGCGCCGAGGACGAGGACGAGGAGGACGAGGACGAGGACGAGGAGAAGGGCGGGAGGAAGGGAGAGCUGAGCCUGGACGUGGAGAGCGACGUGGUGCGGGAGACCGUGGACUCGCUGAAGCUGCUGGCGCAAGGCCACGGCGCUGUGCUCUCGGACAACCUGAACGGGCGGGGCUACCUGGACGGGGGCGCGGGGGAGGGCGGGGACAGCGAGGACUGUAACGGCGGGUCCGGGGUCGGCGGCGGGGGCCGGGGGGCAGGCGGGGCCGGGGGGCAGGGCAAGCCCACCAGCAACGGGCAGGUGGAGGAGAGCGACGAGGAGGUGUGCCUGAGCAGCCUGGAGUGCCUGCGGAACCAGUGCUUCGACCUGGCGCGCAAGCUGAGCGAGACGCAGCCGGCCGACCGCGGCCCGCCCCCGCCGCCGCUGGCCCAGACCCCCCCGCACGUCCAGAGCGCCCCCGAGCCGCCGGACCUGCGGCCGGCCGUCUACGGCGACUGCCAGCAGGGCGCGCUGGAGCGCAACUACUCCGACAUGGUCAACCUGAUGAAGCUGGAGGAGCAGCUCAGCCCGCACUCCAAGGCCUUCUCCAGCUGCGCGCACGAGGGCGGCGGCUACCGCGACGAGGACACCACCUCCGUGGCCUCCGACCGCUCCGAGGAGGUGUUCGACAUGACCAAGGGCAACCUGUCCCUGCUGGAGAAGGCCAUCGCCCUGGAGUCGGAGCGCGCCAAGGCCAUGCGCGACAAGAUGGCGAGCGAGGCGGCCUCCAGGCGGGAGGGCCACCGCCUGCACGACGUCCACGGCGCCCGGCAAACCUGCGCCGAGGAGCGCAAGUCCCGGCUGCACGACGGCAUGAAGAAGCCGUACUACCCAAAAGAUUCCUCCUCACGGAUGGAGAAAAAGGAGAGCCGGUGUCCAACGCCAGGGUGCGACGGGACCGGACAUGUGACGGGGUUGUACCCCCACCACCGGAGCCUGUCGGGGUGUCCCCACAAAGACAGGGUGCCACCAGAAAUUCUUGCAAUGUAUGAAAAUGUUCUUAAGUGCCCUACACCUGGCUGCACGGGACGAGGCCAUGUCAAUAGCAACAGGAACUCCCACCGGAGCCUCUCGGGGUGCCCCAUCGCCGCGGCGGAGAAACUGGCCAAGGCCCAGGAGAAGCAUCAGAACUGCGACGGGAGCAAGUCCAACCAGGCUUCGGACCGUGUACUGAGGCCCAUGUGCUUUGUGAAGCAGCUGGAGAUCCCACAGUAUGGCUACAAGAACAACAUCUCCACCAGCACCCCACGCUCCAACCUGGCCAAGGAGCUAGAGAAGUACUCCAAGACCACCUUUGACUAUAACAACUACGACAACCACCACGUCUAUGGGAAACGGGCCAUCGCACCCAAGGUCCAGGGCAGGGAUGUCUCACCCAAGGGAUAUGAUGCUAAGCGCUACUGUAAGAGCUCCAGCUCGGCCAGCAGCAGCAGCAGUUACGCCCCCAGCAGCAGCAGCAGCAGCCUGAGCUGUGGAGGAGGGGGCAGCAGCGCCAGCAGCACCUGCAGCAAGAGCAGCUUCGACUACACGCACGACAUGGAGGCGGCCCACAUGGCCGCUACCGCCAUCCUCAACCUGUCCACCCGCUGCCGCGAGAUGCCCCAAAACAUGGGCGGCAAGCCACAGGACCACUGUCCGCGGAACCCCGACCUGGAAGUGGACGAGAACGGCACUCUGGACCUGAGCAUGAAGCAGCGGGGCGGGCGGGAGAGCAGCUGCGCCGUGCUCACGCCCCUGGAGCCCAUGUCUCCCCAACGCCAGGCCCUCCUCAACAGCCGCUGCUACCAGAUGAGCGAGGCCGACUGCUGGGACCUGCCCGUCGACUACACCAAAAUCAAGCGCAUCGACGAGGACGACCCCAAAGAGCCCGACGACUUGGAUCCCUUCCAGGACAUUCUGGACGACAGACAGUAUCCCAGUGAUGUCACCGUCCCCAGUCCGAAGCCAAAAUAUGUCCAGUGCAAGGAGAGCAAAAAGGAUCUGAUAACAUGUCCAACACCAGGGUGUGAUGGAAGUGGUCACGUGACUGGUAAUUACGCCUCACAUAGAAGUCUCUCUGGCUGCCCUUUAGCCGACAAAAGCAUUCGAAGCAUGAUGGCCACCAACACGCAGGAACUCAAGUGCCCGACCCCCGGGUGCGACGGUUCGGGACAUAUUACUGGGAACUAUGCCUCACACAGAAGCCUAUCAGGGUGUCCCAGAGCGAGGAAGAGCGGCAUUAAGAUAACGCACAGCAAAGAGGAUAAGGAGGAACAGGAGCCUAUCAGGUGUCCAGUACCGGGCUGCGAUGGGCAGGGUCAUGUGACGGGGAAAUACGCAUCCCACCGAAGCGCAUCGGGCUGCCCCCUGGCGGCCAAACGGCAGAAGGACGGCUACAUGAACGGCUCCCAGUUCACCUGGAAAUCGGGGAAGACGGAUGGCAUGUCCUGUCCAACGCCAGGCUGCGAUGGGUCGGGUCACGUCAGUGGGAGCUUCCUGACCCACAGGAGUUUAUCGGGGUGUCCCCGGGCCACAUCCGCCAUGAAGAAAGCCAGAAUGUCAGGAGUGGAAAUGCUAACGAUAAAACAACGGGCCAGCAAUGGGAUAGAGAAUGAUGAAGAAAUCAAACAGCUGGAUGAAGAAAUCAAAGAUUUAAAUGAAUCUAAUUCACAAGUGGAGGCAGAUAUGAUAAAACUUAGAACACAGAUUACCACAAUGGAGACUAAUCUGAAGUCAAUAGAGGAAGAAAACAAGGUGAUUGAACAGCAAAAUGAAUCUCUCCUGCAUGAGCUGGCCAACCUCAGCCAGUCACUGAUAAACAGUUUAGCUAAUAUCCAGCUCCCACAUAUGAAACCGCUGCCACACAAAGAGGUGCCCAUUAGAAAUAACAGCUGUUUGCAGUUGCAUCAGAGAGAGCCGAUAAACGAGCAAAACUUUGACGCUUACGUGACCACAUUGACAGACAUGUAUACAAACCAGGAUCAGUACCAGAGUCCGGAGAACAAGGCCCUAUUGGAAAACAUAAAACAAGCGGUACAAGGGAUCCAAGUGUAGCCCGCUGACAUCACAACAGAACUGGUCCGCAAAGGACAGCGAACACAAUUUAAAAAAGGAGAGAGAAAACGUAAAAUAAGAGAGGCCUCAUGGUUUGCUGCUGUACUUUAUCAGACAGUGUUAAAUAUUAAUUUCCCUUCUUUAAAAAAAAGUGUUAUGCUUAUCGAAAACCUUCAUAAUGAUUUUUCUUUUUUUGUCUUGCUUUGGAAAUAGUUGACAGCAGAAUAGUUUUUGAAAACAUUCACAUUUUGUACGUUUUCAUAUGAGCUGACAUAGUGCGAUGUACUGUUUAUAGCUGCUAAUGUAUGGACAUUUUUAGUGUAUAUUUCUCAAAAGUGAGCUGGACAAUAGAGAACAUAUAAGUUCUUUUUAAUGCUUAUUGACAAACCAUUUUAGAUUCAAGAGCUGAACUGGACAGCAAAAAAAAAAAAAACAAUCAAAAAAGAAAAAUAGGAAGACCACUUUUGAAUUAUCUUUUCUCCUCGUUGGAUGAUUUUAUGGAAUUUUAAAAAAUGCUUUGAUUUUUUUUUUCUUUCUGUGCAGAUUGUUAAAUAGCAAGACUUGGUUGUAAAAUUCUUUAUUUUUGAAUGAUGCUUGAGAAAAUCCUUGUCUUUUGUUAAAAAAAAAUGUUGGCAGUGGUAGGUGGGGGCAUUUAAAAAAGAUGAUGGACUUAAGAAUUUAAAGAAACCGAAUAGAUGUAUGAAUGUUACAGUUUUAAUGUAAACAUCAUGACACGGAAACCUAAUGGUGGAAAUCCCAAUAUCUAGAAAGGACUAUUUUAUGACUAAAAAAAUUUAAGCAUUCUGUGUUGUUAAAUAACCCAUUGUCAUUCAAUCAACGAGACGGUGAUGUUCAACGGCAAUAGAAAAUCUAGGCGUCAUUCUAGCUUUAGCGUUAGUUCUUUUCAAUCUUAAAUCUUCAGUAGCUAGAAUUGGACAAUGUUUUAGCAAUAUAUAAUGAAUAAAUCGCAUAUUUAUAGAUAUGGGAUGCAAUCUACAUAAACAGUUUGGGUAUAUGCAAUUUCUUAUUUAUAAACAUAGUGAACAACGAAUCUUUUUACUAUAUGUAAAAUAUUAAUUUUUAUAUAAAUCUUUUAAUACAAAAAAGUAAAAAAAAUGAAACAUGGACAUUCAGUUUAGAAUAUGAGAGAGGCUUUAUCAGUUGACUUUCUUUACGUACAUUUUUUGCACAAGAACACCUUUGUUUCCAUGUUUUGAUGUUUUUACAGAAACUAAAGCAGUACCUGGAAGCCUAACAUAAGGAAAAUGGUUUUGUAAAGAAAAAAUAUAUAUAUAGUUUAUGAGAGCGGGACGAACAGGGUCAUUGUCCCCACAUAUGUGCCAGUAGACUAUUUGCACUUGUCCUAUAGAUAUACAGUAUCCUAACAUGUGGAAGUGUGCAAUGUCCAGGUGUCCCUUUGGCACACAAUUGGAACCAAUAACUGUUGGGAGCCACUGUGGGCAAUUAAAACAGUAUCAUUGAUGGAAACUACAGGGAAUUUAAAAUCAAAAAACGAUAUUAAUAAUAAUACUAUCAGUAAUAAUAUCCAUUAUGAAUGAAUAUGUUUAUUUGAUCUUUUCUUUUUGGUAUAUUAUUUGAACAAGAAGAAUCCCAGCAGCACUUUAUUUAUAACUAAUCACUGUACAAAAUGAUAAAAAGAACUAAUUAAAAAUGGGGGAACAUGAUGAUUAAAAAACAAGAUGACUCCAGUUUUCCUAACAGACUCAAUCGCUGGGGAAUGAACUCUGUAGUUUAACUUCGAGGGAGGGAGGUGGGGGUCGGGUAUUGUGGUCUAAUAUCUGUUAAGCCCACCCCUCCCCCACCCCCACCUCUCCCCCAAUUUUCUGUUGUGCUUAGUUGUAGCUACCAUGUUCAAAACUGCCUUUUGAAAGCUAACGCAAAGGUGCUUGUUGUUCACCUGAUCACAUAUAUUGUACUUUAUGUCCGUUUUUAGGGCUACAUUCUCCAUGACUGCAUAUGCCGUUUUACACAGCAUCGUGUCUGCAGCUUUUUGCCAAUAUAGUAACGCUUUCAGUAGAGUAAUAGCUAGUAUCGGUUUUUGAAUUAAUUAUCGUUAUCAGUACAAUGGAAGGGGAUUUUAAGCACAAACCUGCUGCUGAUCUGCUGUUGGUACAUAAUAUCAAAUCAAAAAAGUAAUCUGUGACUAUUUACAUAGGGAACGCAAAAAGGUGUCACAUAUUAGAAUGCUGAAUUUUCAUAUAAAUUAUUGUGAAUUCAUCAGAGUUUAUUUAUUCUAACUUACUCAUUUUUGAAGUUGAUUUAAGUAAUCAUUAAUGAAGACAGGAUUUUGUAUAAACUAUUGUGCUCUCUGUGGAACUGAAGUUUGAUUUAUUUUUGUACUACACGGCAUGGAUUUGUUGACAUUUUAAUUUUGCUAUAAAUGUGUGAGAUCACAAGUUGCUGUGAUAUUUCAUUUUUAAAUUGUGAACUUUGUACAAUUUUUGUCAUGCUGGAUGUUGACACAUCUUACUCUGAAUAAAGAAAAAUUGUGUUGCCAGAUA